AUGGCGGUGACCGGCUGGCUGGAGAAUCUGCGGGCGGCAGAGAAGACUGCACUGCUGCAAGACGGGAGAAGAAAGGUGCACUAUUUGUUCCCAGAUGGAAAGGAGAUGGCCGAAGAAUAUGAUGAGAAGACAAAUGAACUACUUGUGAGGAAGUGGCGUGUGAAGAGUGCCCUGGGAGCCUUGGGCCAGUGGCAGAUUGAGGUGGGAGAGCCAGCACUCCCAGGAGCAGGGAGCCUGGGGCCUGAACUCAUCACGGAAAGCAAUGCCAAUCCCAUAUUCAUGCGCAAAGAUACCAAGAUGAGUUUCCAGUGGCGAAUUCGAAACCUCCCAUACCCUAAGGACGUUUACAGCGUCUGUGUGGACCAGAAGGAGCACUGUGUUGUCGUGAGAACAACCAACAAAAAAUACUACAAGAAGUUCUCCAUUCCUGACCUAGAAAGAUACCAGCUACCUCUGGAUGAAUCCUCGCUGAGCUUUGCUCACGCCAACUCCACUCUCAUUAUCUCUUACCAGAAGCCAAAGGAGGUCCUGGUGGCUGAGUCAGAGCUGCAGAAGGAGCUGAAGAAGGUGAAGACAGCCCACAGCAGUGAUGGCGACUGCAAGACUCAGUAG
Rangifer tarandus platyrhynchus (Svalbard reindeer) is the source of this 612-nucleotide messenger RNA. NCBI's taxonomy places the organism in Eukaryota, Metazoa, Chordata, Mammalia, Artiodactyla, Cervidae. The record is from the annotation of a GenBank genome assembly.